AUAUGAGAAGAGGCUUCGCUGAUAUCUGGCUACUGCUGCACUGCGUGUGCCUGAGCCGGGCCAGUUUCUCGGAGUUAAACAAUUCGGAUCCCAAGUUCAGUGGUCCCAUCAACAAUGUAACCGUACCCGUGGGACGCGACGCAAUGCUCACUUGUGUGGUCCACGAGCUGGUUAGCUUCAAGGUGGCCUGGCUGCGUGUGGACACACAGACCAUACUCAGCAUACAGAAUCAUGUCAUCACGAAGAAUCAUCGCAUUGCCAUCUCCCACACGGAGCAUCGCAUCUGGCAGCUAAAGAUACGCGAUGUCCAGGAAUCGGAUCGCGGAUGGUACAUGUGCCAAAUCAAUACGGAUCCCAUGAAGAGUCAAAUGGGUUACCUGGAUGUUGUGGUGCCGCCCGAUAUUGUUGAUUUUCACACCAGCCAGGAUGUGGUGCGUGCCACUGGGCAGAAUGUGACACUCACUUGCUAUGCCACUGGCGUGCCCACACCCACCAUUACCUGGCGCCGUGAGGAGUCCACACCGCUCUGGUUGACAGACGAGGGCAAUCGAGAGAUCUACAGCGUCGAAGGACAAAAUCUCACGCUGUGGCAAGUGCAGCGGACACACAUGGGUGCAUAUUUGUGCAUCGCCUCCAAUGGAGUGCCGCCAACGGUGAGCAAGCGCGUGAUGCUGGUGGUUAACUUUGCGCCCACCAUCUGGACACGUUACGAUACCAUUUAUGUGGGCCUGGGCCAGAAAGUCAGCCUGGAAUGCAUCACCGAAUCGCAGCCGUCGUCCGUGAACUUCUGGCUGAAGGACACUGAGCUGCUGCAGGGCGGCACCUACGAGUCCGUCUCUGUGGAUCACGCCUAUCGGAUUGUGAUGCGCAUCACACUGCGACCGGUGACCAAGCGUGACUUUGGCGAGUACAAAUGCAUAGCGAAGAAUGCACUGGGCGAAACGGAGCGAAGUAUCACAGUCCAUCAUAAGGCCAAGAAGCACGGACAGCAUUCACAUCAAACUUCCUCGCAUGAAAGUCAAUUCAUUGUCAUCGAAGGUCUGCCAGUCAGUCUCAGAGUCUCUCGAAUAUUCUCUCAACUGCACCUUUAUAUCUUUCAGAAGUACAAUGACCGAUGCCGGGAUAAAGUAAUGCAGGUGUGA
Messenger RNA from Drosophila subobscura, 1142 nucleotides. It is a transcript of the gene DIP-iota, whose product is annotated as neurotrimin. Gene Ontology annotation, cellular component: neuron projection. The transcript has 6 exons. The record is from RefSeq and is a predicted model, not a curated record. The coding region runs from base 3 to 1142 and encodes 379 amino acids. NCBI's taxonomy places the organism in Eukaryota, Metazoa, Arthropoda, Insecta, Diptera, Drosophilidae.